AGAACUCAUGAUGUCCUCAGAAUGUAAACAGCACUGAUGUACUUUGGAGCUGACUGUUGACCAGAGUUGACGCUUUCCACUGCUUUCCCAUUUUGUCCAAAAUGACUUUACAGGGAAUCAUGAAGACAAAAAUAUACGUGCUUCUUCUAAUCUGUGUGCUAGUGGAGGAACACUGCGAAGCGAAGGUGUUUGUCUCCCCCCAGUCCGCCAGCUCAGUUCUGCAGAGGCACAAACGCUACAACAAGGGUUUUAUGGAGGAGAUGCUGCCUGGUAACCUGGAGCGCGAGUGCCUGGAAGAGAAGUGCACCUUCGAGGAGGCGCGCGAGAUGGAGUUUUGGAACCCAUAUGUUGAUGGUGAUCAGUGUGUCAAGCAGCCCUGUCAAAAUGGGGCCAUCUGUAAGGAUGGCAUUGGCACUUAUGCUUGCUGGUGUCUCCCUGGCUUUGACGGCAGGGACUGUGAGAUAGAGAUUGCCAGACGAUGCAAUCUGGAAAAUGGCGGCUGCAUGCACUUCUGCUCCCAAGCCUCCCCACAAAAUGUGAAGUGCUCCUGUGCAGCGGGAUACAAGCUGGGGGAGGACGGGAGGGCCUGUGAACCGGCAGUGCCGUUCCCCUGUGGUGCAUUGGGAGUCAAGGUGAGCAGUACGAGCAACAAAUACAUGCGUUACAUCCCUGCUGUGGAGGAAGUGCAGAGCCCUGGCCUGAGCAAUGACACUGAGUACAACACCACCGUCAUCAAGACCCCCAUCAACACCUCCACCCCCACCCCCACACCAUACCCCAUCAUCCGGCCCCAGCAGAACGACAAUAUUCGCAUUGUGGGAGGGAGUGCCUGCCAGCCUGGAGAGAUACCUUGGCAGGUCGUCAUGAUCAACACCGACACAAAAGAGUGGUACUGUGGGGGCUCCAUCCUCAAUGAGCGCUGGAUCAUCACGGCAGCCCACUGCUUCAUUACAAGGGUUGAAACCACCAUCGUCGCGGGUGAGCACGAUAUGUACAAGAAUGAGGGGACAGAGAGCUACCACAGCAUUGCAGAGAUCCUCCCGCACCCUUUAUAUGACAGCAAGAAGAGCCUCUACAACCACGACCUGGCACUGGUGCGGCUCAAGGAGCCCAUCACCUUCAGCGAGCACGCGCUGCCCGUGUGCCUGGGGCCCCAGGACUUCAUCCAAAAGGUGAUGAGUGAGGAGGACAGCGGCGUGGUGAGCGGCUGGGGCAGGUUGGUGCAGGGAGGGCGGCCGGCCUCGGUGCUGCAGAAAGUGAGCGUGCCCUACGUGGAGCGCCGCUCCUGCAAAGAGUCCAGCAACAAAGACGUCUCCAAAUUCAUGUUCUGCGCCGGCUUCUACGAGGGGGGCCAGGACUCCUGCCAGGGGGACAGCGGGGGCCCCCACACCACCAAGUACAAAGGCAUCUCGUUCCUGACUGGCAUUGUGAGUUGGGGGGAGGGCUGUGCCUCUAAAGGCAAGUACGGCAUUUACACCAUGGUGGCGCGCUACUACAAAUGGAUCACAGAUGAAAUCAAAAAGUAAAGGGGCCUCAGGAUGUACCUUUACCGCCAUCUCCCAGCUAUUGUCAAUACAUUGUUUGAUGUCACUUUAAAAAAAAACAUGUAAUUACAUUGUAACAAGUGCAUCAUUACAGAUGGUUCCUGGCUUU
Polyodon spathula (Mississippi paddlefish) is the source of this 1653-nucleotide messenger RNA. It is a transcript of the gene f9b, whose product is annotated as coagulation factor IXb. Lineage: Eukaryota; Metazoa; Chordata; Actinopteri; Acipenseriformes; Polyodontidae. The transcript has 8 exons. Bases 102 to 1526 code for a protein of 474 amino acids. The record is from RefSeq and is a predicted model, not a curated record. Gene Ontology annotation, molecular function: calcium ion binding; serine-type endopeptidase activity. Gene Ontology annotation, cellular component: extracellular region. Gene Ontology annotation, biological process: blood coagulation; proteolysis.